This is a messenger RNA of Anolis carolinensis (green anole), 6219 nucleotides long. RefSeq names its product brain-specific angiogenesis inhibitor 1-associated protein 2. Gene Ontology annotation, molecular function: protein binding; cytoskeletal adaptor activity. Gene Ontology annotation, cellular component: cytosol; nucleoplasm. The coding region runs from base 101 to 1729 and encodes 542 amino acids. The record is from RefSeq and is a predicted model, not a curated record. Gene Ontology annotation, biological process: positive regulation of actin filament polymerization; plasma membrane organization; actin filament bundle assembly. NCBI's taxonomy places the organism in Eukaryota, Metazoa, Chordata, Lepidosauria, Squamata, Anolidae. The transcript is spliced from 14 exons.
UCCCUGCCUUAGGACCCUCCCCUCGCGGCCCCCUUUCCCCGACCCCACCCCCUUCCUCACCCGCCCCGUCCGGGCCCCUGCCGCUCACUGCCCCGGCAUCAUGUCCCGCUCCGAGGAGGUCAACCGGCUCACGGAAAACGUCUACCGGGCAAUCCUGGACCAAUUCAACCCCAGUCUGAGGAAUUUUGUUACUAUGGGGAAAAAUUAUCAGAAGGCACUCUCAGGAGUUACAGUGGCUGCCAAGGGUUAUUUUGAUGCCUUGGUGAAACUUGGUGAGUUGGCCAGCGACAGUCAAGGGUCCAAGGAGCUGGGUGACACAUUAUUCCAGAUGGCUGAGGUCCACCGACAGAUCCAAGUACAGCUGGAGGAGACGCUGAAGCUUUUCCACUCGGAGCUGUUGUCCCAACUGGAACACAAACUGGAACUGGACAUCAAGUAUCUCAUGGCCACCCUGAAGAAAUAUCAAGGUGAACACCGUUCCAAAGCAGAUUCCAUUGAGAAGUGCCAGGCAGAGCUGAAGAAACUACGCAAAAAAUGCCAGAACAGCAAAAACCCACAGAAAUAUGGUGAUCGGGAGGUGCAGUAUGUGGAAGUCAUGAGCACCAAACAAAGUGAGCUGGAUCGGUAUGUGGCUGAAGGCUACAAGGCAGCCCUGACCGAAGAGAGGCGCCGCUACUCCUUCCUGGUGGAUCGUCAAUGUGCCGUUUCCAAACAUUUCAGCAACUAUCACAGUAAGGUACGGGAACUGCUAGCCACCAAGUUGCCCAUCUGGCAAACAUCAUGUACCCAGCCCACCCGGUUGCCAGAGCGGGCACUGGCCUUGGUCAAGCUCACAGCCAACAACAUCUCCAGUGGAGCUCCCAUCCCUGAUCCUGGAAGAUCCCCUGACCCCCUCUCUAACUCCAAGAUCCUGGAAGAGCUGUCAGAGUUAGGAGCAAAUCAUCGUGCUUCGGUCCAGGAGGUGACCCCAUUGCCAAAUGGUGACUCACACCGUGGACGUGGUUCUCGGGACUUGGGCCAUCCACCAACUAAUGAACCCAUCACCAUCACAUCAGGUCUUCCACCCACACAAACCACGCAGACCCCUCCACAGACCAAGACUGCUGACAGCUACUCCUGCACCCUGCCGAUGCCACGCAAGAUGUCAAUGGAGACUCGCCUGGCAACAUUGGUGGAGAACAAGACCCUGCCCCGCAUCAGUCCCCUCUCGAUCCUGCCUUCCCGUUCUGAGCGCCGGAGGGUCCAGGCAAUAUUCUCACAUGCGGCAGGAGAGAACACCACUUUGCUCAACUUCCAGGAGGGAGAUGUUAUCCUUUUGUUGGUGACUGAGGCACGGGAUGGCUGGCAUUAUGGGGAAAAUGAGGCAACCAAAAUGAAAGGCUGGUUUCCUUUCUCCUACACUCGGCCGUUCCCUCCAGUUGAAGGGACUGAGAAAUUACUUGGCAGUGGCUUCCCCCUUAGCAAAAUGAACAGUAGCAGCACAGGAAAUUUGGACCGAGCUGGGUCUCCAUCUGUUGGCACUGAUAUUGGGGAUUGCCCACGAUAUGGUCCUUCACCUCGUGCCAGUACAUCUCGCCAGCGUCCUUACAGCAUGCUAAACCCAGACCUGUCACAACUAGCAAAUGAGUUUGGAAGUCCAACAUCUUCUCCUUCAAGGACCAACCCCUUUGCUCACAUCAGGCUGAAACGUACAGUGACCAAUGACCGCUCAGCCCCGCUCAUCCAGUGAGAGGAGACAGGAGAGGUGGACAGACUGCUGCCCCCACUUCUCUCUCUCACCCCCAGCACACCGCUUUUCCCAACUAAUGAAGCUCUUAAGACUCAGAAUGGGUGGCACCGGUUGAGCCAGUUUGGGCCUGUGUCCUUGUCACCCCUCCUUGUGACCAGUGAGUGUUUCGGCUCCCCCAGCCUUGGACCUGGGGAGAUGGUGUACAGCAGAGAGGCCACACAGUGUGACUUAGCGACGGAAACUCGUCCGGGGCAGCAUACCAACAGCAGAAGAACUGAAGGCAAAACGAGUGGAGGAAAGAGCUAAGGCCAUGGAGGCAGAGGUUGUGAAACAGUUGGAUGAGUAGAGGCAGAAGAAAGUUGGAGGAUGUAGGACCGGAGGGCAGAUGGAAGGAAGAGAAGACAAGGGUGGAGGAGUUCCUUGAGUGACUCUCACAUUACAUUGUGUGUGGAAGGUGUAUUCCUGAAUCUGGGCAUUUGGAUGCAGUUCAGAAACCAUAGAACACAGUGGCAAGUGCCCACUAAUUUUGCUAUGUGCGGUUUGCACCCUAUCUGGGAACAACCUCCUCUUGCCAAUGGCCUGUAUUCCACAAAAAGGAUUUUCAGAACUAGAAAGUGAGUUCUAUAUUCCAAUUGCAGCCAAUGUGCUUUAAGAGUCCCUGGUCUUGGUCUAUCAUAAAUUCACUUCCCUUUCUUUGGGUUCAGUCAGCCAAGGACUCACUUAAUCAUAGUUGUCAUAGGAUAGUCUAGCUGAGUGUACACAACUUUUCAUGCUAUGAUAGGGUUGCCUUUUAGUCUCACCCUGAUUUAUUCCAAAUAGUUAUUAAAAAUGUCAGGACUGAGAAAGAGAUAUGGUUUGGGGGGAGAGAAUGGAGCUAGUAUAAACAUGAUGGAAGAAUUCUGGAGUAUCUGAAUUCAAGAUUGAGCCGCAUAUGCAGUUGACUUGAUAUGUGAAUGCAUGUUACUUAGCUGCUCAAUAUGCAAAUCCGGUUCACUCAAGUUAGCAUCACUUGGCACUGUACUGUGUGAAUUGACUCCAUAGAAAAGCACUGCAUUUGGAGGAAAGUGUUCAUUCUAAAUGUACUGUCAUAUCCAUGUAUUCCAAUUAAUUCAUGGAAAUUCUCAAUUCAUCUUGGAAUCAUCAAGUGAUGAGCAUACAUGUGUGAAGCAGCCCUUGCUGACUUCAGAUAAAAUGUUGAGCAACCACCACUGAAAGGUUAAUGAUAUUUCAAAUGAUUUUUAUCUGCUUUGGCUGCUUAGGCAUGCAUGACAUUACAUGACAUUACCUUCACUAAGUGAUGGCAUUCAUGUCAACUUGUGUUCAGUGACAGAAAACAUGGAGGCCUUGAGGGUUGAAAAGGAGCUGAUUAAUUGUCAGAAAGUCUGGAAGUAUAACAUUUCCGGUAGUUGUUCAUGGUCUGCUGGAUAGUCCAUGAACAAUCUUGUCUAUCCAGCUAAUGAGUUUUGAGUUGUCUUCAACCAGAUGUUUGGAUACUUUAAUAGAAAAAACCAAUAUUAUAUUUUUCACUAACUUAAUUUCAUGAAACAAAGGCUACAAAUCUUCCUCAUGGUUUCAUGUUGCAAUUUAUAUUGAUUUGUAUAGUAUUUAACCAUAACUUUAUUACACUAGGAUACAUGGCAGCCUAUAAGAAAUUUAGAGAUUCUGCCAGGGUCCCCAAAUAGUAUAGUGGGUUGAAGACAGAAAAGACUGAACUUGGAUUCCUGAGUUUUGGGGAAAGAUUGUAGAUUAGAGCAAGAAAACUGAUUUUUUUAAAAUGAUUGGGUUUAUUUGCGUAAUUUUAGUUGCUGGAAUGACAGCAGUAUUCCUGUUUUGGGGACCAAAGGGCAGGCAUUUUGGUCCAAGGCCAGGUUGAGUAAUUCAACUGUUAAUUUUGUCAGAAGAAGGAAAUUUUUAUUUAUCUGUAGACGAAAUAGCGUACUGCUUUAUUACCUGUUCCCUUUCCCACAGGGCAACUAAACCUGGGUUCAAGAAUCAAGAGGCUGUCCCUGCAGGAACAGAUAUGCUAUUACAAAAUCCUUAAUCAGGCUGGCCCUGCUUUUCAUAUGCUGUCAUCCAGCCUUCUUUAUAGAAUUUUAUGGGAGGGCUAAGACAUUGACCUCUUCUACUUCCAACCCUCCUAUAUUUUAUCACCAUUGUAUUUCUUUUUUCCAUUUUGUUUCUUUCCAUGCAGAAAACCUGCUAGGGAGGCAAAGGUGGACUACAUGCAUGCUGUCUCUGGCUUAGUAGCAUAAGGAGUUGUACAUUUGGAAGCACCCUAAAUGGAUUCAGUUUGGGGUCACACUGUAUAUACCACAUCGCUCUCAUUCUUUAGUUGGCUUUACCUUUGGCAGUAUUAAGUCGUCUUCCAUGCCAAAUUGAAUGGUUCCCUACUCACCUUGUUCUGAUAGAUUCCGGAUAGUAUUAAACUGACAGUAUUAAAUCUUAACUGCAUUGGAAAUGGGAUGUUGAAAAAGCAGAUCAGCAGAACGAAACUUAAAACCUUCCAACUGUCCUGAUCUGGCAAACUCAGGGCCGAUUAAUCUUUUGUUGUCUCACUUUUCUCUCUCCCCCUUCUAUUUUCAUCUUUUGUCUUCAGUUUACUUCACUUGCUGGAAAUGUGUUCAUAAUGGAAAAAAUAGUUUGGACACAGUUAACUCAGCAGAUGAGAGCUUUGAGGAGGUACCAUCUUGCCCUUCCCAUUUAGGUCUGGCAAAACCAUAGCGAUGCACUCUCUCCUAGCUGUGUGUUCUUACUUGCUAAUUCCUUUUGUCAUCUCAUCCACACUCUGAUAUUAUGUAGACUUGUCCCAAUUUUCAUCUGUGAUGAAAAUCAGGUAUAAAAUAUAGCUAUUAGUUUGAAGAUGUAUAUUAUAUUUUUAAAAUCUGGAAUGUUAAGGUCCACAUUUGAUUAAGUGAAAGGAUGGGAAAAAUGAAUGCAUUGAUGAGGCCAGAUUGCAUUUCAGUAGAAGGUGGCUACAAAUGAAAUGCAGAAAGGGGUUGAAGAUGGAAAGAGAAGCAGCUUUCAGUUUUGGUGGAUGCUUCUGGAAUAACAUCUAAAAUUGGAAAUUGUUCUUUUUCUCUGCAAAAAAUAAAAAAUGUGUGUGUGCUUCAGGCCUAGGAAGGACCCGCAUAUAAAAAAAGGAGGGGUGUUGGUGCUCCUGUUCUAUUUUGACUAUUGCAUGGCAAUUAUUAAAUGUGAAUGUACCUUCUCUUCUCCUUCCAUUUCUGCUUGAUGUCCAAAAUUGUUCUUUAUCACAGAAUAGGCCCUGUUGGGUACCUGUCAGGACUGUGGUGUUAGCAGAUGUUGGACAGCCAGAAAUGGAACGUUAAUUUUUGUUGGGGUGAUAUAGUUUCAGGGUGGAAAUAUAGCUGCAAACAAUCUUUACAAAAUAACCAGACGUAGCAAAUUGUGAUUCUAAUGUGCUAUAUAUUGUGAACCUCUUAAGGUGGAUGUGUGCCUUACUAGCAGCAAGCGCCUAAUAUUACUGUACUUACAGUGUGAUCCUAUACAUAUCUACUCAGAAGUAACUCGUGUUGAAUUCAGUGGUGCAUACUCCCAGGUGAGUAGGUACAGAAUUGCAGCCUUAGGGAUAUACUAAAAGAUAAGUGUAGUCUCUGCAUUUCCCACUCUUCACUAGAGACAAAUGACCCCCAUCACCACAACCUUUGUAUGUUGUUCCUUGUAUGUGACUGUUUCAACUGAAACAAUUAUCAGGUUCUUUGGCAUUUCCCAAAUUUCUACCUGAAAAGACAGACACAUCCAGGUAAAUUGUAGAAUGUCAUAUCUGUGUAAACGUUUACAAAUACCACAAUUCAUCACUGAAGGUUAAACUGUCUAGUAGUUUUGACAUUGGUAUGCUUUUCUUUCAAGAAGUGGGGGACAUGAUAUAUGAUUUACAGGAGCACAACUCUUUUUUAACAUCAACAAAGUGUGUGUGUGAGAGAGGUGAAGGUUAAUGAAAAGAGUGCAAGCUGGAUUGUUAUACUGUGGUUGUUUUUCAUGGACAUAUUCUUGUGAAUAUUUGAAAUGAGUACUGUAAGUACCAACCACCAGUUACCACAUUUAUCACAGUAUGCAGUGUAAUGGCUUCACAAAACUAGUUGCUUGUAUUGUCUGACUAAAUAGUGAUGCUUCAUACCAAGCCAUCAUCAAACCUGGAAUCAGGGAAGCAUUGAAGUGUUGAGAUUUGCCUCACUUCUUGGUUGAGACAAUAAAAGAUGUUUAGAUCAUUGAGCUAUUACACAUGCUCUGUGUUAGUUACUAACUGGAAAAAGCUUUUUUAAACUCUGAAACAACUGCUGCAUAUAGCUUCCAUCUUGGGGGUCUUAGACUCUUGUUUGCGUCUGUGUUUAAAAACAUCAGUGCAUUAGGACAUAUGAUAUGAAUGGUGCAGAUGGCCGUGGAGCUGUGGGGGAGUCUCAUUAGCUAUGUAUAUAUCUCUGUGUUGAUACUUGCUAAUUCUAAUAUUAAUAAAGUUUAAUAUAAACCUA